Molecule: messenger RNA, 1419 nt
Organism: Sorex araneus (European shrew)
Lineage: Eukaryota; Metazoa; Chordata; Mammalia; Eulipotyphla; Soricidae
Gene: PDLIM1
Product: PDZ and LIM domain 1
Exons: 7
Coding region: 91-1077 (328 amino acids)
Biological process (GO): muscle structure development; actin cytoskeleton organization; heart development
Cellular component (GO): stress fiber; filamentous actin; Z disc
Molecular function (GO): muscle alpha-actinin binding; actin binding
Source: RefSeq, a predicted model, not a curated record
CCGGCCCCGCGCCGCGCGCUCUUUCUCCGACGGCUGCCGGGGAGCCAGUGCACCGCGUCCUGCCCUCUCGGUCCCCUCUGUCGCCGCGUCAUGACCACCCAGCAGAUCGUGCUCCAGGGACCGGGUCCCUGGGGCUUCCGUCUCGUGGGGGGCAAAGACUUCGAGCAGCCUCUAGCCAUUUCCCGGGUCACUCCUGGAAGCAAGGCUGCUAUAGCAAAUUUAUGUAUUGGAGAUAUAAUCACAGCUAUUGAUGGGGAAAAUACUAGCAAUAUGACACACUUGGAAGCUCAGAACAAAAUUAAAGGCUGCGUAGACAUGACUCUCACAGUAACCAGAUCUGAACAUAAAGUCUGGUCACCUCUGGUGACAGAGGAAGGGAAACGUCAUCCAUACAAGAUGAAUCUAGCCUCUGAACCCCAAGAGGUCCUGCAUAUAGGAAGUGCCCACAACCGAAGUGCCAUGCCCUUCACCGCCUCGCCUGCCUCCAGCUCUGCCCCCAGGGUCAUCACGAACCAGUACAACAACCCGGCUGGCCUUUACUCCUCGGAAAACAUCGCCAACUUCAACAACGCCUUAGAGUCAAAGACAGCAGCGAGCGGGGAGGAGGCGAACGGCCGAAUCUUAGACCCUUCUCAGCCUGCCAGCGGACUCAUCAUCAGCAAGGAGUCGGAAGUUUACAAGAUGCUGCAGGAGAAGCAAGAGUUGAACGAGCCCCCGAAACAAUCCACUUCCUUCUUGGUGUUGCAGGAAAUCCUCGAGUCUGAGGAGAAAGGAGAUCCCAACAAACCCACUGGUUUCAGAAGUGUAAAGGCUCCAGUCACCAAAGUGGCCGCAUCUAUAGGAAAUGCACAAAAGUUGCCCAUGUGUGAAAAAUGUGGCACUGGCAUUGUGGGCGUGUUUGUGAAGCUGAGAGAACGACACCGCCAUCCCGAUUGUUACGUGUGCACCGACUGCGGCACCAAUCUGAAACAGAAGGGCCAUUUCUUUGUAGAGGAUCAAAUCUACUGUGAAACACAUGCCCGGGAGCGGAUGACUCCACCUGAGGGCUAUGAUGUGGUGGCUGUGUUCCCUAAGUGAGUCCGCAGAUCCGCUCUGAAUCAGUUCUCCAAAGGCCCCUCACGCAGUCUGUUCUCUCGCUGUGCUGGCCCUCUCUGCUCUGGCAAGUUCUUUCUCCCUGUGGUUUCAUCUCUGCUCUUUAAAUUGUCAGCUCCCCUUCCUUUGCUUCCUGAUGCAGUGACAAUGUGGGGCCUUUACAAUGAAGGGAAGAGGGCUUUGCUCAGUGUCUGCUUGCCAGAGCGCACUGUCUUACCCUUCCUCACCUCAUUUCGUCUCUGCUGCAUACGGACAUCGGUCACGUUCGAACAGACCCGAAUUUAAUAUGCCUGAUCUAAUUUUGUUUUUACUCAAUAAAUUUAUGAA